AUGACUCAUCAAGGAGAAGAUGGUGAAGCUGCUGAAGAAGAAAUCGAUGUCGAAACAUUGGAAUUACCACCAUUACCGGAUCAUAUCCAGGCACUUCUAACACCAAAAUAUCGACUCGUGAUCACUAAGAUCGAAAUUAACAAUUUCAAAUCAUUUGCUGGCCGUAUUCAACUUGAUCAAUUCGAUGAACAUUUCACAUGUAUUAUCGGACCUAAUGGUAGCGGUAAAAGUAAUGUGAUUGACUCGCUUCUCUUUGUCAUUGGUCAUCGUGCCUCGAAAAUGCGUGGUGCUAAACUGAGUACACUUUUACAUAAUAGUGCCGAAUGUCCCGAUGUGAAGAGUUGUUCGGUGACUGUACACUUUGAAGCAAUCGCUAUUGAAGGCGAAAAAGAGAAAAUACGUUUUUCUAUAACACGUAUCGCUUUUCCCGACAAUUCCAGUCAUUACAAAAUUAAUGAAAAACAAGUUUCAUUGAAAGACGUGACAAAGUUAUUACGCGAAUAUGGCGUGGAUCUUGAUCAUAGUCGAUAUUUAAUCCUUCAAGGUGAUGUCGAAUCGAUUGCAAUGAUGAAACCAAUUGCUGCCAACGAACACGAACAAGGAUUUCUUGAAUAUCUCGAAGAUAUCAUUGGUACAGAACGAUUCAAAAAGCCACUCGAAUUACUCAAUCUCAAAGUUGAAGAACUGAGUGCCAUGUGGGCUGAGAAGAAAAAUCGUGUCAAAGCUGCUCAAAGCGAAGUUCAACAACUGGACGGUCCGUAUCAACAAGCAUUAGACUUCAUCAAAUGUGAUAACGAUUACAAAUUAUCCAAAUCGAAAAUGCUGCAAUUGAAACGAUUUGAAUUAGGUGAUCAAGAAGUAGCUCUGACAGUUAAAUACACCGAUCGAGAAGAGAAAAUGAAAGAAUCCGAUGAACAAUGUUAUGCGAAGAAACAAUUAUGUAAACAAAGUCAAGACGAACUGAAUCGGUUACAAAAGUCGUUCGAUAAAAACAAUAAUGAACUGACUAAAUUGAAAAAGUCACUUGUUGACUAUGAAACUGAGGAUGGCACGAUUCGAAAUGAAAUCAAAACAAGUUUCGAUCAAGAAAAGAAAUACGAAAAACAAAAUGAACAAGAAACGACAAAAAUGAAAACAUGGGAAAAUGUGCCCGACGAGAAAACGACUGAAAUAAGCGAAGCUGAGGAGAAACUCAAAGUAGCAGAAGCUGAACAAGAAAAACUCGAAUUAGAAUUAAACAAAUUGAAACAAGAUUUGCUACCUCAAACAGAAGAAUGGCGAAAGGAAUUAACCGAAAAAACCAACAAGUGUCAUUGCUUCAAACAGGACAAAUACGCUAACAAGAAGAAAGAUUAUGAACUAGCACAAAAUCGUUUACAAUUGUUAUUAAGUGAAGAGGAACGACAUAAGAAUACAUUGAAUGAAAUGAAAAAUGAUCAUGAUAAUAAACAAAAGGAACUUCAAAUUAAACAAGAGAAGUUUCGAGAGAUUGAUCAACAACUCACCCAAACAGAAGGAUUACAUCGAGAAAAAGAACAAUUGUUGAAAGGUAUCGAAGAAGAAUAUACAGUUGUUGAUAAACGUUUCCGACAAAAUCAAUUGGAAUUAAACAAUAUGAAUUCCCAAAUGCAAACUACACAAAGUCGAGACAAAACAUUGAAUUUUCUUCUUGGACAAAAACAACAAGGAAAACUACAAGGGUUUCAUCAACGAUUGGGUUCUCUCGCUAAUAUCGAUAGUAAAUACGAUGUUGCCAUCUCCACUGCAGCUGGUGGUUAUCUUGAUUACUACGUUGUUGAUGAUGUCAAGAGUGGUGAAGCAGCAAAGAAUCUUUUGAAAGAACAUAAACAAGGUACUGGCAGUUUCAUUUGUAUGGACAAAAUGCUUCGUCACGCUCAACAAGCCAACCGUCGUUUUGAUGUUCCACAAUCGGCACCGAAUACUUAUCGUUUAUUUGAUUUGAUUGAUAUUAAUGAUUCAAUCUAUAGAAACACGUUUUAUUACGUUCUUCGCGAUACGCUAGUUGUUGACAAUAUCGAUGAUGCACAAAAAGUUGCAUUUGGCAGUCAGACACGCUAUCGUGUUGUCACUUUGAAAGGUGAAAUUAUCGAACAAUCGGGUACGAUGUCUGGUGGUGGAUCAUUUCAAGCUCGUGGAAAGAUGACACUGAAAUCAGCUGAUCAUCGUGCCUCGGCACGGCAAAGCGUAACGAUUGAUCCAGCGAAGAAAACUCAAUUAGAAAAAAGCGUGAAAGAGGACGGAGAAAAAUUGACUGAACUUGAACAACAACGUUUUCAAUUGACAACCGAAGAGAAACAAUUGCGACAAAAACUAGCUGAUGAAAAACGAAUGCAUGCACAAGUGAAAAAUGACCUCAAAAAUUUGCCGAAUCAUGUUGAAACAUUGAAAGCAUCAGUGGAAAAACAACAAAAACUUGUUGAGUCAAAGACGGUUUCCAUCAAGGAUCGUGAAAUUUACGAUGAAGAAUUGAAGAAAACAAAAGAAGAAUACGAUGCGGCAAAUGAUGAACUGGAAGAAUUAAAAGCAGCAAUCGAAGUUGUAACAAAACGUAUCAACGAUCAUAACAAACUGGCACUCGCAAAACCACAAGCUGAUCUCGACAGUGCAGUUAACGAAGUAAAAGAAUUACAGAAUGUAAUCGAUACAGCAAAUGUUGAGAUUACCAAUGCACGUCGGAAUUUGAAAAAGAGUCAAGAUAAAGUCAAAGCAAAUCAAGUUGCUAUCGAGCAAUUAUUGAAAAAACGUGCUGAUUUCAAUGCCCGAUUGGAAAAAUUGGAAGAAUUGGCCAAGAAUGCUGACGAGAAGAAAAAUGAGAUCGAAACCGAAUUGGAAGCUAGUAAACAAAACAUGACAGAAUUACGAGAAACAAUUCGUGUGACCGAAGCAGAAUUAGCAGAUAUUGAAAAAGAAAUUGUUCAUUUGAAACACGAAUAUGAAGUCGCACAAAAAGAAUUAGCUCAAUGUCGACACGAAAUAAGUGUCAUUGAUGUUGAGAUUAAUGGAUUACGUUUAAGUCAAGUUAUUGACGACGAGGAAGAUGUGUUGGAUGACAGUGCUUCGACAAAUUUUCUCAAAGAAAUUCCUAUUCAAAAAUACGAUCGUCCUGAUCUGGAUGUUUACACAAUGAAAGAUCUUGUUGCCGCAACAUUAGAACGAGAAAAUGAAUUGAAGCAAACCCAUUGUAACCUUACUGUUAUUGGUGAACAUCGUCGUGCUAAUCGGAAUUUAAAUCUUCGACAAAAAGAUCUACUGGAACUUGAAACACGUCGUGAUCAUAUCCGUGCAAAACGUGAUCAGUUCAAUGAACAACGGCAAACAGAAUUUCGUGCUGGAUUCGAUCAAAUUUCUCGUACACUAAAACAUAUUUAUCGAACGAUAACCGAUGGUGGUGAUGCCGAAUUAGAAUUCUGUUCAAGUAAUGAUCCGUUUGUUGACGGUGUUGAGUUGAGCAUUCGACCACCGAAGAAAUCAUGGAAACGCAUUUGUAAUUUAUCCGGUGGUGAAAAGACUUUGAGUUCAUUAGCCUUUGUCUUCGCUCUCCAUACAUUUCGUCCAACACCUAUCUAUGUUAUGGAUGAAAUUGACGCUGCACUUGACUUCAAAAACGUUUCGAUUGUCGGUCGAUUUAUUAAAGAACGAACAAAAAAUGCACAAUUUAUUGUCAUUUCAUUACGUGAGAAUAUGUUUACACUAGCUGAUUAUCUUAUUGGUAUUUACAAAGUGAAUAAUUGUUCUCAAACCGCAUCACUUCGUCCCGCACUAUUUGCUAAGAAAUUAGAAGAACGAAAGAAAUCUCAUCUCAUGUCUUCACAAGAGCAAACGAAUCCUAGCGAAACUCACGAUGAACAUGACGUAACCAUGACUGAACAUACGGAGCCACUUAAUUCGUAUGAUCCUCAUAGUACAAAUGAUCGACUGAAUCAUCAGCAGAAUAUGGCAACUAAUACAAGCGUACCGCCAUGUGAUUACGACAUGGUAGACUUGUCAGAAGACGAUAAAGCUGCAGCACAAAAGUAUCUGAGUGAAAAUGGAGUUCGCGGAAUUGAAGGUUUUCUUGCCGAACGGUUAGAUGCCUGGAGAAAAUGUCCGUUACAUAUUGCAAUCACUGGUGAUUCAGGAGCAGGGAAAUCGACGUUGAUCAAUACACUGCGUAAUCUUCGUGCUGAGGAUGAAGGCGCGGCGAAGGUUGGUGUAGUCGAAACAACCCGAAUUGUCCAAUCCUAUUCACAUCCCAGCUAUCCAAAUCUUGUUUUUCAUGAUUUACCAGGUGUUGGAACAUUAGAAUUUAAAAAAUCUACUUACGUUGACCAAGUAAAUCUCUCUCGUUAUGAUUUUUUCUUAAUCGUUUCACGAACACGUUUCACCGAAAAUGACUUAUGGCUUGCAAAUGAAAUCAAACGAAUCGGCAAACGCUUUUUCUUCAUACGUACAAAUAUUGAUCAAGAUUUAUACAAUGAAAAAGUUGAUCAUCCCAAGAAUUAUAGUGAAACAUUGAUACUGCAGCGAAUUCGAGAAAAUUGUCUUACUCACAUUCGAACAGUUGACGACAAUGCCAACGUUUUUCUUAUUAGCGGAAGACUCAAUUAUACCUCUCGAUUUGAUUUCCCUAAAAUGUGUUCGACACUUUUACAAGAUUAUCCUGGUUUGAAACGUCAUGCUAUGAUUUUAGCAAUGUCAACGAAUUGUAAAGAAGUGAUCCGAGCAAAAGUUGAUGUUCUCCGUAGUCAAACAUGGGUAGCAGCAGCUGUUAGUGCUGCAGUUGCCACUCCGCCUAUACCUGGUCUUAGUGUGAUGUUCGACUUUUCAUUGACCGUUGGCUUCGUCUUGUUUUACAAGAAACAAUUGGGCUUAGAUGAUGAAUCGCUGACACGAAUUGCUCAAGUUCAUCAUAUACCAGUAUAUGUUAUACAAGAUGAAUUGCAAAAAAUCUUACCGGCACACUUCUUUACUGCUGUGCCUGAGUUCGUUGUGUCUCUAGUGAAAAAACAAGCAGUUGGAACAGCGACUGAAGAAGUUCUUCGAUAUGUUCCCUAUGUGGGUUCCGCUAUUUGCGCAACUGUCUCCUUUACGAUUAUCCUCUCUGUUUUGAGAAAUCUGUUAAAUGUUAUGGAGAAAGCGGCUUUAGCCUUGAUCGAUAUCGUGGCAGAAAGAAGCGUCAGCGACGAUGAGGAUGACGAUAGUCCUAUUUAA
Molecule: messenger RNA, 5211 nt
Organism: Adineta ricciae
Lineage: Eukaryota; Metazoa; Rotifera; Eurotatoria; Adinetida; Adinetidae
Source: the annotation of a GenBank genome assembly